Messenger RNA from Lycium ferocissimum, 879 nucleotides. RefSeq lists its product as uncharacterized. The coding region runs from base 1 to 879 and encodes 292 amino acids. The transcript has a single exon. NCBI's taxonomy places the organism in Eukaryota, Viridiplantae, Streptophyta, Magnoliopsida, Solanales, Solanaceae. The record is from RefSeq and is a predicted model, not a curated record.
AUGGUGGACGUGCCGAAGGCUGAUCCGUCGCCGCGCCCUCCUAGGCCAUUGCGGUCAGACCCCAGUACAAGAGCUCAGACGGUUUGGUGCGAGUUCUAUGGAACCCCCGAGCAUAAAACCACGGGCUGCAGACACCUCUGGGAGGAGGUAGCUAACAUGUUUGCUAGAGGGCAUCUUCGGGAGUACUUGAGUGAAAGGGGAAGGAAUAAUUAUGGUAGAGCCAACCCCGCUAAAGAGAAAGAUGUACCCAAUGUUCCUCUGUACGUCAUUAAUAUGAUUUUCGAUCGAUCCACGAUCACCAUAACCAGCUUUACCGCAUCGAGAAAGAUGAAGAUUUCGAUGACACGAGAAAAGAGGACUCGGAAACUCCCACAUGAGGACGUGGUUACAUUCACCGAUGAGGAUACGACAGGUAUCACUUUACCGCAUAAUGACGCUCUGGUCAUCACUGUACUUAUCGGUAGCUGCCAAGUCAAACGUGUCAUGAUAGGUCCAGGGAGUUCUGCCAAUAUCCUUCUCUGGAAGGUGGUGGAAGAAAUGGGACUUCUUGAGAAAGUAAUGCCGGCUGCAAGGACGCUAUCAGGUUUCAAUAUGUCCAGCGAAAUCACUAAGGGUGACAUUGACUUGCUUGUGAAAGCCGAUGUAGUCGUCAAAAUGACAAAGUUCUAUGUGAUUGGCGGCGACAUGCAGUAUAACGCUAUUUUCGGGAGACCUUGGCUCUGUGAUAUGAAAGUUGUCCCCUCAACACUUCAUUUGCUGCUCAAAUAUCCUACUCCAGAUGGGAUCAAGAAGAUUCAAGGAGCGCAGCUGGCUUCGAGAGAAAUGUUUGCAAUCGAGGAACCCAUAGCAGUAGAAAGCUUAAUCGGACCUUUCCCAUAG